AUGCCUCUGUCUCGCUCAGCACGCAUAAAGCUUUUGCUUGUUAUAGAUGUGUUCUUCUUCUUUGUCGAGAUCAUCACAGGUUAUGCAGUCGGAUCUCUUGCCCUCGUCGCUGAUAGUUUCCAUAUGCUCAACGAUGUAAUGAGCUUGAUAGUCGCGCUUUAUGCGAUAAAGCUUACACAACAGACUACAAACUCAUCUCGCUACUCCUACGGAUGGCACAGAGCCGAAAUCCUUGCAGCCCUCGUUAACGGCGUAUUUCUUCUCGCUCUUUGUUUCUCCAUUUUCAUGGAGGCUAUCCAGCGUUUCUUCGUAACCCCAGAGAUCUCAAAUCCCCGUCUGGUGGUGUUUGUCGGAUCACUUGGUCUGGCGUCAAACAUUGUCGGGUUGUUCCUCUUCCACGAACACGAUCACUCGCAUGAUCAUCAAAAGACGAGCCGGGCACCAUCUCCACAUCCGACGUCCACUCCAUCUCCAUCUGCCGCACACGGUUCGACAUCCCCGCCCCAAAUUGCGCGCAAUGGUUCCAAUGGAAGACCCCGUGCUGAUUCCUACUCAUCUCUUUAUGGUCACCCCGCGGCCACCCGUGCGUCGCUUGUACAAGCUGCACAAGAUCUUACUUCUGGUCGACCAUCCUCUCCCACCCGUCGGGGCCGUGGCGAUUCCGUUCAUCAGCGGAUUAUAGAAGAAACGUCGUCCGGUGAUGUCAUCGGCACAAAAGGUCCGGAUGAAGACACUCCUCUCUUGAGCGGUGAGAUCAUCGAGAACGAAAACAAUGGCGCUUCUGUAGGAAGUGGCACUCCAGUCAGCGUCAGGAACCACGGACACCAGCAUUCUGGGUCAAUGAAUAUGCGCGCGCUUGUUCUCCACGUACUGGGCGAUGCAUUAGGCAAUGUCGGCGUCAUUGCGACAGGUUUGAUCAUCUGGUACACAACGUGGAGCUUCAAGUACUACUUUGAUCCACUUAUCAGUCUGGUGAUCACUGUUAUCAUAUUCUCUUCUGCGAUGCCAUUAGUUCGCAGUACAUCGACAAUUCUUUUGCAGGGUGUACCUCAUACCAUCUCCCUCGAAGAUGUUCGAGAAUCUAUUUUAAAUGUGGAAGGUGUACUUUCUGUCCACGAGUUACAUAUUUGGCAACUCUCAGAGUCUAAAAUUGUCGGAUCCGUGCACGUAAUGGCUUCUCGAAACCACGAUUUCAUGCCAGUAGCGGCAGAAAUACGUAAAGCCCUUCAUUACCACGGAAUUCACUCGACAACCAUCCAACCGGAGUAUCAUCCUAGAAGCCCAAGCAUUAUUCCUGAGGCGCAUUUGAGGUCAUCUACCGAUUCUUCUUGUCUCAUUCUUUGUCCUCCGGAUCAAAAUUGCGACCCUCUCGAAAAUUCGUGUUGUCCUCCUCCACCACCUGAGGCUUAAAAACUAUCCACCAUCAUUUAAUUUUGACCGUUGACCUUAUCGUAUCCAUAAACUUCUUGCAUUAUGUACUGUUUGAACAGGAAUUGUAAUUCAUUAUUCAUGCCUACCUGCAAUCCGGUGGGAUUGUCUUGAGCGGUGGUGGCACAAUCGAUCGCUGUGUCAGUAGUUGGCCACUGAUACCUAUUUUGCGCUCUGAUACCAUGAUUGUAAGAUAGAAUAUAUUUGUGAUAUGAAUAGCAUA
Serpula lacrymans var. lacrymans S7.9 is the source of this 1651-nucleotide messenger RNA. RefSeq lists its product as uncharacterized. The record is from RefSeq and is a predicted model, not a curated record. The transcript has 9 exons. The coding region runs from base 1 to 1410 and encodes 469 amino acids. Gene Ontology annotation, molecular function: zinc ion transmembrane transporter activity. Gene Ontology annotation, cellular component: membrane. Gene Ontology annotation, biological process: intracellular zinc ion homeostasis; zinc ion transmembrane transport. Lineage: Eukaryota; Fungi; Basidiomycota; Agaricomycetes; Boletales; Serpulaceae.